Messenger RNA from Symbiodinium sp. CCMP2456, 339 nucleotides. NCBI's taxonomy places the organism in Eukaryota, Dinophyceae, Suessiales, Symbiodiniaceae. The record is from the annotation of a GenBank genome assembly.
GACGACUCUGCUCAGACAGACUUCCUCCUGGGCAACGGCGCCAAGAAAGUCGCGAGGUGCAGCAAGUGCACGCGGCCGCUAGACGAUGCCGCAGUGGAGGCGAAAGUGUUCGUCUGCUCACGCUGCGAGAAUCCAGGAGGUUCAGGUCGAUCCAUCUCCGCAGCCUCUGGGGGCUACGGAGACGCCGACGAGCGGUCAUGGCGACCUAGGGGCGAUUGGCAAAGUGACACAGGACGUGGUGGGUGGACUUCCAAAGGCGACAACAGGUGGAAAGAUGGCGGCUGGAGUGGCUGGAACGAUUCCAGAUGGGGCCAAGGGUGGAGCAAAAGCGGCUGGUAG